AUGGCCGGCAAGGGUCUCAAGAGCCUCAAUGAGGCCAUGAAGGCGCUGAGCAUUGCUUCGCAGCCAUGCAGGGCACUGCCGAUGCGCCCAUCCUCUAUUCUCUCCUCCAGACGGUCGAUGGCCUCCGUAGCCACCCCUCCCGCCGCCGACAUCACAAGAUCGGUCUCGGAACCAUGGCAACCCAGUAUGAGCACCAACACGACUGCCAGCCUCGACAACAUUGCCCGCGCCGGAAAGGUACUAACCCAGGAUUCAGUCACCAACGUUCCUGUUACUGUCUAUUCCUUCCCCGAACUCGAGCCGCGCUCCCUCGAAUCCUACUCAGCCCGUCACCUCCACCUCCCGCUGCGUCGCGAUAUCCUCCACUUGGCCGUCAUCUACGAGGGUGACUCGACACGACUGGGCAUGGCGUCCUCCAAGACUCGCUACGAAGUUCACGGUUCGCACAAGAAGAUGAUUGCACAGAAGGGUACCGGUCACGCCCGCCGCGGUACCAAGCAGUCACCUCUGCAGAAGGGUGGUGGAAAGUCCUUUGGUCCCAAGCCCCGCGACUUCAGCACGAAGCUCAACAAGAAGGUCUACGAUCUGGCCUGGCGCACCGCGCUGUCCUACCGCUACAAGCGCGGCGAGCUCAUCGUCACCGAGGACGGCCUCGACCUCCCGCUCCCCGACGACUUCCUCUGGCUUGCCGGUGGCGGUAAGCUCAGCCGCGAGCUCGAGGACGCCUACGUCCGCAAGUGGGUUCGCGAGUUCAUGACCGGCUUGAACUGGGGCAAGGAGGCUGGCAGGACGACCUUCAUUACGGGCGACAAGCGCCCCAACCUUUUCACCGGAUUCGAGUUGGCCGGUGCCGAGGGUCGCGCUUUGGAGUUAUGGGACGUCGAUGUCAAGGACCUCUUGGAGACGGGCAGGAUAGUGAUCGAGCGCAGUGCUCUCAAGGAGAUGAUCAAGGACCACCAGAGCGACCUUGUCACUCGUGUAGCAGUCAAGGGGCUCCGCCAAAAGGGACCCAAGCUUGGCGAGGUGCUCGUCAGGGCGCCGAGAAACUAG
Molecule: messenger RNA, 1050 nt
Organism: Sordaria macrospora k-hell
Lineage: Eukaryota; Fungi; Ascomycota; Sordariomycetes; Sordariales; Sordariaceae
Product: mitochondrial 54S ribosomal protein uL4m
Biological process (GO): translation
Cellular component (GO): ribosome
Molecular function (GO): structural constituent of ribosome
Source: RefSeq, a predicted model, not a curated record